Molecule: messenger RNA, 867 nt
Organism: Cucurbita moschata (crookneck pumpkin)
Lineage: Eukaryota; Viridiplantae; Streptophyta; Magnoliopsida; Cucurbitales; Cucurbitaceae
Product: 30S ribosomal protein 3, chloroplastic-like
Exons: 2
Coding region: 68-673 (201 amino acids)
Biological process (GO): translation
Cellular component (GO): ribosome
Molecular function (GO): structural constituent of ribosome
Source: RefSeq, a predicted model, not a curated record
UCAGUAGAAGAGCAUAGUGCGGCUUCGUCUUCCUCUUGAAUUCUCUCUAUCUCGAAAGACUGUGGCUAUGAUGUUAUCCAUGGCUGUUCAUCUCCCGCCCAACUUCAAUUUCUGUCUCAAUACCUCCACCUUCUCUUCCCACAACGCCACUUCUAAACCCUAUCAACUCCCUUUUGCUUUGAAGCAAAGAACCACCGCUCUCUCCUCUCCCUCAUCUUCGAUUUCUUCCUGCAUUGCCGACGUCUAUUCUGUUUCUGGAUUGAAGUUGAGGCGCCAAAGCUUCAGAACUCUCCAAGUCUCUGCUUCUGCUGCGGCCGCUGACGCUGUUCAAGCUGAUUCAGAAUCGCCUGUUGCUGAUGAUUCCCUUUCAGAGUCCUCGCCUGAUAAGGAGAAACUUGGAGUGGUUGUGAAACCGAUGGAAAAGCCACGGCUUGUUCUGAAGUUCAUAUGGAUGGAGAAGAACAUUGGCAUUGGACUUGAUCAGAUGAUUCCUGGUCAUGGAACUAUUCCUCUUAGUCCAUACUACUUCUGGCCUAGGAAAGAUGCAUGGGAAGAGCUCAAAGUUUUACUUGAGAGCAAGCCCUGGAUUUCUCAAAAGCAGAUGAUUAUCCUUCUAAAUCAGGCAACUGACAUCAUCAAUUUGUGGCAGCAGGGUGGAGGCAGCCUGGCCUAAUCUCAAAUGUAAAAAGUUUCGGAAAUUUUUUGAUAGUGCUCUUAGAUUGUGACUAUUCUUGAAUCCUACGGCUGUUCUGAUGUCCUUUCUCGUAUGUUAUGAAGUAAUAUUAUAAUCUAUGAAUGACUCUUUUAUUGUAUAUUUUGUUGGUUAUGUAAGCCAUCUGCAGUUCUCAUUUCCCAUCGAAAAGUUUG